Messenger RNA from Mus musculus (house mouse), 5949 nucleotides. It is a transcript of the gene Ranbp3l, whose product is annotated as RAN binding protein 3-like. The record is from RefSeq and is a predicted model, not a curated record. The coding region runs from base 1124 to 2236 and encodes 370 amino acids. Gene Ontology annotation, cellular component: cytoplasm; nucleus. NCBI's taxonomy places the organism in Eukaryota, Metazoa, Chordata, Mammalia, Rodentia, Muridae. The transcript is spliced from 15 exons. Gene Ontology annotation, molecular function: SMAD binding.
GCACUGCCCAAGCCCUGCUUUGGGCUUGGGCUUUAAUGACAACGCAGCAGAAGCAAGGUGGUUAAUUGCUGUGCUGUCCGGACAUCUUUACCAUCCCUGCUUUGGUCACUCCGUUAAAACAAUAAGAAUGCUAUUUCUUGCCUGCCUCUCUAUGCUAAUCAGCUAGCCCAGUCUCCUCCCCUCCAGCCUCCCUUAAGAACUGUACACAUCCAACUGUCACAGGGGCGAACUCCAACCAGGCAGAUUUAAUCCUGCAGCGCUUUCCCCCUUUGCUUGUUUCUCUAGCAGUCCUCUCUACACUAGAGGGACUGGACUUUACAGCAGAGAAGGAACUGAAAACGGCUAAAAUUGAACGAGAGAGCUAGUUUCACCGAGAGACGUCGUUUCUUUUUGAACAUUCUAAAAGGGGAAAGGUCCAGGGCGCUUUAAAAUAAACUAAGAGUUAAGUCGUGUUUCCAGCCAAAUAAGCUGGCAUCUUUGUAGGCAGGAGGUGCGAUACUGGUAAAUAUUUACUGCAGAAUUCUUGACCAGUAGAAACCCUGGCAUGCUUUUCGAGGAGUAAAUGUUUUACAUGCGAGGCGAGAUCUGCGCGUGCCUCUGUGUUCUUUCCAAGUAACUUCUGAAGACAGUUUUUGAUGUCUGGCUAAGACAAACUGCGCUAGUGGUCCCCGAGUCACAGCCAGAUCGUUGGUACCAUGUCUACAACACAAAGGAAAGACGACAGCCACCUGUUCACCAGUUCGUGCACGCGUCAGCUGCAGGUGCAGGAGGAUCGGCAACAGCAAGAAAAAUAUGUCAUUGCUCAGCCAAUAUUUGUUUUUGAGAAAGGAGAACACAAUUUUAAGAGACCUGCAGAAGACAGCCUGGAAGAAACGGCAGAGCCUGAAUUCACUGGUUUCUUGAGAAAGCGUGUAAGGUCUUCAUCUGUUACGCUUCAUACUACAGAUCCUCAGUCUCAAGGAGAAUCGCAGUCAGACUAGACAAAAGGCCCACUUCCUUAGUGACCUGCAUUUGCAAUCUGCUUUUAGUGGCAACUUUGUCUCAAACGCGUCUGAGGUCCUCGUCAUUCACUGAUGUCCCGACCUUCCCUCCAUGCAGGCCAGUGAGGAAAAACAAUGUUUUUAUGACAUCACGUCUGCUGCAAAGGAGUGAUGACAUGAACAACGUAGAGCAAGGACCCCCCAUGAGAUCUUCUGAACAGGUUCUAAGACCCGCUGUUCUGCAGCCGUCUCAAACUCAGAGUUGUCAGAAAGCAGGCACAACAUUUGGGCCCGGUGCAUUGAAAUCCUACAAAACUAAGGAAAAGGCCGAGCACGAGAUUUCUGAAGUUGGAAGUUCCUCUAGUUUACUAAGUGAAAAUUUACCAAAUGCCAGAAGCUCAAUCCAGCUGUCUACUGAUCCAUGCAUCUCAGAGGCACCAUCGGGAUGCCAACCAAAGGAAGAUAAGUGUUCUUUUACAAGCUGCAGUUCUGACUUCGUUUUUGGAGAAAACAUGGUAGAAAGAGUUUUGGGCACUCAAAAACUUACUCAGCCUCCACUUCAAAAUCUUUCAUAUGCCAAGGAAAAAACAUUCAAAUCUGUUCUGAAAUUCCCUAAUGCUGUUUCAAAUUCAGACUCUAUUGAAAACAUAUCCCUAGUCGAAUCAGCUGCUGCUUUUUCCUCCAAACCAUCACAAAAAUGCUUGCUUGAGAAGAUUGAUGUUAUAACAGGAGAAGAAACUGAACAUAAUGUGUUAAAGAUCAACUGCAAGAUCUUUGUAUUCAACAAAGCCACAGAAUCCUGGAGUGAAAGAGGCCAAGGGAUUUUGCGACUGAACGACACGGCCGGCCGAGAGUGUGGAACACUGCAGUCAAGACUAAUCAUGCGCAACCAAGGCAGUCUGAGGCUGGUCCUCAACAGCAGACUCUGGGCUCAGAUGAAGAUUCAAAGAGCAAGUCAGAAAAAUUUGCGAAUAACUGCGACUGAUUUAGAAGACGAUGGUAUAAAAAUAUUUUUAAUUCAGGCUAGUGCCAAAGAUACAGGCUUUCUGUAUGCAGCAAUCCACCACCGUCUGGUCGCGCUUCGAAGCCUCGCUAAGCAGGGUGACGGUGGUCCAGCCGAAAGCCAGUCCGAUACAGCCCUCCCUCAGCUCAAUGGCGAGAGCUGUGACGAGGAUGAGGAUGAGAUCGCACAAGUCACUAAAAAUGGAUCAGAUCCUUCAAGGUGGAGCCACAGACAGUCAAUUGUCUGUUCAUAAACCCUCUCUGCUAUAAACAUGACAUCUACAGAAAGAGUGGCCACUCUAUUGAAAGGCAAGACCAUCCUAACUGAGAAGACUCUACUCAUUCAUACCUUAAAGAGUUUUUUUAAUUAAAGAAACAAACACAAUUUAUUGUAAUUAAAAGUUUUAAGUUUUCAUUAUUGUGGACAGAAUUUAAGAAAUGGCCUUCAGAAUUUAUCCUUUUGUGGAUUACUCUAGAAUAAGAUUUGAUAACUAAUUUGGUCUAUUCAUUACACUGACAGAUAUAUUAAUUAAAAGUACAAAUUGUCAUCUUUGAUAAAUCUUUGAUACAUACCUAAAGUAUUUAUUUUAAGUCACAUAUUGUCUGGCUAUAAAAUAUAGAAUAUAGAAUAUAUAGAAUAUAGAAUAUUUUACUAAAUUUACAGUAAUCUCUUUGGAAAAUACCAUAACUGCAAGGCAUUUUAUUAAACCAUGUGUAUAUUCUGAGAAAUUUGUAUUUUCACUUACACUUUGAAUUUCCUAAUACACACAAGAAUUCUUUUACAAGAGUGCCCAUUCAUGGACUUUUAUCCAUUGCAUCUUAUGUAUUUGACUCAAAGUCAGCUCACAAGAGUUGAUGAAUAAUUGAACAAAAUGUAUUACCUAUGUGUCAAAAAAUGUACAGAAACCAAAUAUCAAUGUGCUUUAUUUAGGUGGUCGUCUUAAUAGUCUAGUAGGUGUAAGGCUAUGGUAGAAGCCAUUUUUUAACAAAUGUCUCCUAUAUAUAUGGGCAAAUGAGUAUCUCAAAUUCCAUCAUUAUGAUAUAGUAAUUUUAAUAAUUGUUAGCAGAUGCUUUAUACCUUUUUGAUAUUUCAGAGACAUUUUAUGAAUCAUGCAUGAAAAUCCAUGUCAGAAUUGAGGGCAAUAUUUUAUUUUAUUAGUAGCCCCAAACAAUCUCAUUACAGGAUAAAGAUUCAAGGUCAUAAAUGAUUUUGGAUGUGUUCUGAAUCUUGAUAUGCUUGUAAUAAGCCUGAGACUUUACAAACUGUUACACUGAGGAAAAUAUUCUUUGAAAGCAUACAUAUGAAUAUAUAUUUUAAAAGUUGACAAUGCUUUAUUGCCUCCAUACAACAGAAGUAUCCGCAUGUGCCUAUCUAUUAAUCAAAUCUCAGCUUAAAUCUGAAAGUCUGGCAUACAAUCGCUGAGUAAGGUCUUUUAGAGUAGGAUUUAAUUAAUAUGUUCAGAAGAAGAUAGAAAAGGUAUCAGAAGAAGAGAGAAAGACUUGCCAUCAGGAAAAGGAGUAAACGCAGAUGAUUAAGAUGAUCUCCCCUCCCUCCCACUCUGUGGCAGAAUACAAAUCAUAGGAUGAGUCUAACAAGAAGCAUCAUCAGAGAGGCAUUUGAAGAAGAUAUGAAAGUACUGCUUCACCCAUAGGAUGUUAGCUUUGAGGGAACAUUCUGAUUGUAUGGUGAUUUUUAAAGUGAAGCAGAGAACAGAGGUCUUCUCUAUCCCUUGGCAUGUUUCUUCUUGGUCCCAUACUGGAAAUGAAAUGAAGUAAAAAAAAAAAAAUUGUGUGUUCCAAAUACUUUAAUAGAAGUUGAGUCGACUGAUUUUCUUUGGUCUUCUGUACAGAUGGCAAAUGAGAAAGAGACUUACUUGUAACCCAUACAGAAAUGCCAGGAGGUGCCCAAGUAGGUUAGAAUGUCAGCAUGGCAGAGAGACAGUGUCAACCUCAGGGUCAUGAAACGGUGACAAGGAGCAGAGACAUGACAUACAUUGCAAGAGUCCUCCAUCUUUUUUUUUUUUGUUGUUGUUGUUUGUUUGUUUGUUUUGUUUUUUUUUUCGAGACAGGGUUUCUCUGUGUAGCCUUGGCUGUCCUGGAACUCACUUUGUAGACCAGGCUGGCCUCAAACUCAGAAAUCUGCCUGCCUCUGCCUCUGCCUCCCGAGUGCUGGGAUUAAAGGUGUGUGCCACCACGCCCGGCUGAGUCCUCCAUCUUGAUUAGGAGAAACAUUUCCUAGAUUUUCUUUAUCUUGUAUUUUCAUCUAGCCUCCUCCUGCCCCCACUUUUUGGGUCUUCUACACUCUUUGUCUCCUUUCAAUGUGAAGCAAUCAACUAUACAAUAAUAUUCAUUUUCAUAAGUUAUUCAGACAGGUGAGUGCAAAUCUUACAUUCUGGAUUUCCAUAUAAGCUAUUUUUUAUUAAAAUCUGAUAAACUGAUUUCCAAAUUUAUUACAUAUGUAUCUAAAUUUAUAUUGAAUUAUAUAUCUUAUAUAAAGAUAAUCUAAAUAUUGUCUUUCAAUAGUAUUUACUCUAAUUGUUUAGCAUAAUUGAUGAAUCAUUAAAACAUUUCCUGCUACAAAAUAUUAUCUUACAUCCUUUGUGUUGCUGUGAUACAGAAUCAGAAUCAAGGGUACUUACAGAAGGAAGAGUGAUUUGGGUUUACAGUUACAGAGAAAGAACACACAACGAUGGGGAAGCCUUGCAGGCAGGCAGGCAGCGCAGGAAGCUAGGAGUUCACAUCUCCAGCCACACAUGGAAAACAGCGAACCAGAAGUAAGAUCAGGCUAUAAACCUUCAAAGCCAGUGACACACUUCCUAAAGGUUCUAUCCCAGUGUCACCAACCAGAGACUAAGUGUUCACACACCUGAACCUACGGGGACAUUUAUCAAACCACCACACACAUUGAUUAUUAUCAAAGAUGCCCUUCAACCACAGGGAAAAAUAGCUCUUCAAGUCCUAGACUGUAUGAAUAUUAUGAAGAGGGGAAUGCAUCUUUCACAGAGUGACAUGUGCAUGAGUGUUGUCGAGUCUGGGAAGAGUACAUUUAAGACCUUUGGAAAUCUCCAAGCUGCAGAUAUCAGUGAUAGACAGUGUUUUCAUAAAAUGUUAGGAAGAGUAGUAUUAGCUUUUAGGGUGCAAGUAUCAUGUAGUUGCAUGGAUCAUUCAUUAGAAAGCCAUAUUGGCUUUGCCAUAUUAUCCCAGUGGUAUUAGAGUUUAAAAUUUGCUAUCUUUAAAAUUUCACUUUUGUGUGAGAGUGUAACUGAUACCCAGUCCAGUGAGUUCCAGGAGUUUUGUGUUUUUGCAUUAGUUAGAUCAUACCUCCAGUGUAUACUCUACUAUACUGAUUACUUUUUUUUAUAUCAGACUUCUUCUAGUUAUCAAACUGGAAUAUGAGAAUACAAUAGGGUGUCUAAGAGAGUAUUUGUAAACCUUAGUAAUGGUGGAAUUAUUUAGACGAUUGAGGAAUGGUCUCGCCUAGUAAGGUCCUGAUGAUUUGAUAGGAUUCUCACUAGAAUAUUACUAGGAUUUUAAAAUUUCUACCAUCUAUUGGAUAAAAGCUAUUUCACGAUGAUCUUAGUUUGUAUCUUUCUGAUUUUUAAUAUGACUGAACAUUUCUUCAGGGGUUUAUUUAUUGCAUGUCUUUUAAGAAAUCUUUUAAUGACUUUGCAAAGCUAAUUAUGCCAUCUUUGCUGCUUUCUAGUAUAUAUCGCAUAAAAGCCAAGCUCCUUGGUGUGGUCAUAACACUUGGCAUUAGCUUUCCCCAUCGCCUCCCAGUGUUGUCUACUGCUCACAGUUCACAAGGAAUUCUAAGUUGCUUCGCCACUGGGUCUCGACACAUUUGUUUAUGUUACUUCUUCUGCAGAAACCCUUUCUCAUUCUUGAUGGCUCUACUAUUUUACUGUUACUUUAGGGCAUUCUUCUAAAUGUGCUCCUCUUAAUUCUUAUAAAGCACUCUAAAAUUCUA